This is a messenger RNA of Rhodamnia argentea, 1651 nucleotides long. Its product is annotated as peptide chain release factor PrfB3, chloroplastic. Bases 201 to 1625 code for a protein of 474 amino acids. Gene Ontology annotation, molecular function: translation release factor activity. The transcript is spliced from 6 exons. NCBI's taxonomy places the organism in Eukaryota, Viridiplantae, Streptophyta, Magnoliopsida, Myrtales, Myrtaceae. Gene Ontology annotation, biological process: translational termination. The record is from RefSeq and is a predicted model, not a curated record.
CAGGGUGGCGGCGAGAGUUCCACCCUUUGAAUACCCUUAAGCUUACUAUGUCCCGGAAUAGGUCCAUGUGGAUAUGUAUAGGUACCUCCUUAUUUGAGAUGUUUCCACCCCUUUUUGAAAUACAAGAAAGUAAUUGCAACUGUUGCUUCAAGAAUUCUAAUCUUGAUGUUAUUUUAUCAAGAAGUUAGAUAUUUUCUCGAAUGGAAAGGAAAAAAAAAACAGUGAGGAUAAUGCAAUGUAAUGACCGCAUUUUCUUGUCUGCGCAUCAACUCUCUCUCUCUCUCUCUCUCUCUCUCUCUCUGGUCUUAAAGGGACGGUGCGAUCCGUCUCCUUCAAAUUCAAUCCUCUUUUCCCAUCCCAAAAUGGCGGCAGAAGCUGUUCUUGUUCGGAGAAGCAUAAGCUCUGCUUCAUUUGGCUCAAAGUGGCGGACGCCGCAGCCGCACAAGUUCGAGGUCUCGCGCUGUACAGUCUGUGCUUGUAGCUCCGUCGACGGCAGAAACAAGUUCUACAAAGAACUUGGGUUGUUUGCGCUAAAAAAGAAGAUCGAAGAUGCAGUUCAACGCACUGAGAUGAUGGCUCCUACUGCACUGCAAAUCGAAGAAGCAAGAUGGGUUAAGCUGGAUGGACUGAUUCGAGACUACGACCUCUGGGAUGACCCUGCUAAAACCAAUGAUGCUCUUGUGAAGUUGGCAGAUAUUGCCAGCGCAGUCGACGCUCUGAGGGAUUUAACUUACAAGGCAGAAGAAGCAAAGCUGAUUACUCAACUGGCGGAGAUGGAUGCUAUUAAUUAUGCUCUUUUCGAGCAGGCAUACACUGCAUCUUUGGAUAUGGGCAAGUUUUUUGACCGGUAUGAGAUGUUAAAGCUUCUUAAGGGACCAUAUGAUGUGGAUGGAGCAUCGAUGGUCAUCAAAGCUGAAUCCAAUGGCAAUUACCAUGAGUUAUGGGCUGAAAAACUACUGAGAAUGUACCAAAAAUGGGCUGAGAAGCAAGGUUACAGAGGGAGGAUUGUAGAGAAGCGUCUGGCAAAGAACGGUGGAAUCACUUCUGCAACAGUUGAAUUUGAAUUUGAUUAUGCAUAUGGUUAUCUUCAAGGUGAGAUGGGUGUUCAUCGAUUGAUAAGAAGUUCAGAAACUGGAUCAACAAUUGAUGAGGUUAGCUUAGCCGCUGUUGAUAUAAUUCCUCUGUUCCAUGGUUCGGCCCCCGACCUACAAAUUAAUGAGGAGGAUUUGCUAAUCUUGUGCCCACCAUCAUCACCUGGAGUAGAAGCCAGUGAAGGCUGGUCUGGAGUUGUUAUUCAGCAUGUUCCUACUGGUUUUGCCGUCCAAUCUUCAAGUGAAAGGAGCAUUUUUGCAAAUAAGACCAAGGCCCUCAACCGGUUGAAGGCUAGACUUCUUGUCACAGCCAGCGAUAAAGGAGUUCCCGACAUAAGUGGCAUCAAGAAAGAAGAUAUGUUCGAUGUAUGGCAAGACGAGGCCCGAAGAUACGUUCUUUACCCUCACAAGCAUGUGAAAGAUGUAAGAAGUGGUGUUGAAAUUCCUGACCUGUGUUCUGUUUUGGACGGUAAUAUAGAACCUCUAAUUGGAGCUCAUAUCCAUAUGAGACGCUCAAAUGACAUGGCUCGAUAGUAAAUCAGUUUUACAAAUUCACACUC